AUGACGCCGAUGGUGACGACCCCGAAAGGUAGUUUAACGCGGCGCCAGCGCGCGCGUCGCGUCGCGCGCAGGGUUUGGCAGAAGAUGUCCUUGCCCGUGUUCUUCGUCUUGUUUCUCUUUGGAUUCCUCUAUUACACGACGAGCACGAUCGUGUUGUAUGGCAGAUUCGAGACGAGCGUGGACGGGACCAUUCACCGGUCGAUUUUGUUCGUCACCACGUCGUUAGCGCUGUGUUUAUACGUAGCUUCGGUGAUGUGCGAGGCUGGGAAAGUCCCGGACGGUUGGCAACCGGACAUGGAAGAUGCGAAUAACUUUUGGGAGGUGAAGCGGAAAGGGAAAGGCUUGAAACGUUUUUGCCAAAAGUGCAACGCCUAUAAGCCGCCGAGAGCGCAUCACUGCAGAGUGUGCCAAAAAUGCGUGCUGAGGAUGGAUCAUCACUGCGUGUGGAUUAAUAAUUGCGUCGGGCAUAAAAAUUAUAAAGCGUUUUUCUUGUUUUUAUUUUACGCGGUGUUGGCGGUUGGGCACUCGGCGAUGAUUUUGAGCUGGAACAUGGUGGCGAGCGAAAGCGGUAGUGGUAAGAAGAAACUAGCGGCGAGUAAUACGGCGGCUGCUGCGGCGGCGGCGGCGACGACGACAGGGAGUAAUAGUGAUAGUAAUGCGUGGGAUUGGGACGCAAUAUGUGAAGUGACGGCGUUAAUGGUUUCGUUUCCCUUAUUGUUAGCGAUCGGUUUGUUGUUUGCGUGGCACGUGUGGUUAACAUCGAAGAAUUGCACGACGAUUGAACACUACGAAGGCGUGCGUUCAAAACUGACGUUGACGCACCCAAUUGGAGAGAAUGGCGAAAGGACGACGACGACGAUUAGUAGCGAAGGCGGCGAUGGGAGCAAUAAAGCAACUGGAACCAACGCGACCACCACGAUUAAGAAAAUAGAACAUCCGUACAGUCUUGGAUUGAGCGGAAAUUUAAGAGAAGUUUUAGGCGCGAAGAUGCGAUACUGGCUUUUUCCAGGAUGCAGCAUCGACGGCGAUGGGCUGAGUUUUGCAAACGCGUACGAGAAUUCGGACAAGUGGAAACGCAAAGUCAAUCAAGAGUUAGAGUUGUAA
Molecule: messenger RNA, 1104 nt
Organism: Bathycoccus prasinos
Lineage: Eukaryota; Viridiplantae; Chlorophyta; Mamiellophyceae; Mamiellales; Bathycoccaceae
Exons: 1
Coding region: 1-1104 (367 amino acids)
Molecular function (GO): palmitoyltransferase activity
Source: RefSeq, a predicted model, not a curated record